AUAAAUUUAAAACUCCGAAGCGCCCGUUUGCAUUUUUGAAUUUGAUAUCGAAUCUCCUCCCCCAAUGUCAGACGAGAAGGUAAUCAUCGAUCUCUGUAGCUCCGAAGAGGAAGAAGACAAUUUCGCUGAUGAGAAUUGUUUUCCGGAAGAGCUUGACCAAACGGAAGAAGAAGAAGAAGAAGAAGAUACGACGAGUUUACGUGCUUGUUUUCUGGUCAGUGAGGAUGAUAGCGAUUGGGGCCACGAUGAUGCUACCGACUCAGAUGUGGACUUCGACAUAGAUAACGAGACCGGCAAAAAAGGCCAUGCAGCAGCUGCUGCUGCUGAUGAUGAUGAUGAUGACAAAGUCACCCGCCUGCUCACAGCCGGGAGCGAUUUGAUGAAAUCUCUAAAUGUAAAAGAAUGCAAAGCGUACCUGAGAAAGCAUGGUCUCAGAUUAUCUGGUACAAAACCUGUUUUUAUUGAGAGGAUUCUUGAGCAUUGGAGGAUUAAAGAUGGGAGUGGAGAAUCACUUUAUCCCAUUUCAUCUUUUCCUAUCAACUGUAAAGGUGAUGUGUGCAAAGGAGACACUGUUUUGUUUACACAGAAGGUGAAAGGGAGUGGGAAGAUUUUGGGGAGGAGAACUGUCGCUGGCCAGGUUGUUAAAGAAAGCUACGGUACUGCUAAACAGCAACACACUUUCACUAUUGAAGUGCUUUGGUGCGAAGGGAUGCAGAAAUUGCCUCCCUUGUACCCUUUACUAGUGAAAGGACGUAAUCUUUAUAGGUUGAUGACCAUGAGGCAGCGAUGGGCUAAUGAAGACGACAGAGUCAAAGUUCUUUCUGAAAAGCAUAGCCGUGGUGCUGCAGCAAGAAAGGUUAUGAGAGAGAGGAAAAUUAAGUUAGGCUAUGUAAUGAUAGAUGGAAGACUUCAAAAGCCUGGUCAUGUGAAGAAGGCUUGUCAAGUAAAGACGAGGAAAAAUGAGAAUCAAACUCAGAGGUCUAGACAAGACAUCCCGGCUAAUCAUUCACUUGUUGCUUCACAGGGUGAACAUAAGAAUCCACCCCAGUUGAGAAAUAUGAAUCCCCCUUUCCACUCCCACAAUUCCCAUACAUAUGCUCCUCCACCACACGGUCCUCCAUCACGUGCUCCUCGUCCAUACGCUCCUUUUAAUGUCCCCCAUUCACAUCUUCCUCGUCCAUACGCUCCAUUCAAUGUCCCCCAUUCACAUCUUCCUCGUCCACAACAAAACCAAUCAAUCCAAAGACCACCACCAGCUUUCUUCAACGGAAGACCUACUUCUAAUGCUUUGCAGGGACAAGCUUCUUUCAACUCACACGCUAUGCACCAGAGGAGGCCAUACCAGAACCAUCAUACCAACCAUGCAAGCUCGAACAGUGGCUACAACUACGGGGUGAGGGACUUGGAUCACUUCUCGGAUAUGACGAUAAGCCAAAGAGGAGAAGGAAACGUAUAUCGGCAGAGUGAGGAGACUCGCAGACCAUACAAGAACCAUCAUACCUACCAUUCAAGCUUUAACAACCAUGGAGAAAGACACAUGAUAAGAGAAGGAGACACACACAAGCAGAGUAGGGACACUUACAGACCAAAUCAUCGGUGGUAACUAACACUCAUUGGUACUGGUCUCGUUUGCAAGUAAACUUGAAUUGAGUUUGCACUUUUUUUUUUUUUAAUCUGGUUUCAAGGCCAUAGGAAACAGUCACUUCUUGGGUCUUCUCUGUCAUCCUGAAAGUUUUAUCGGAUCAUAAUUCUCUUGAUUGAUCAUCCCUUUCUCAAGCU
This is a messenger RNA of Raphanus sativus (radish), 1779 nucleotides long. Its product is annotated as zinc finger CCCH domain-containing protein 62. NCBI's taxonomy places the organism in Eukaryota, Viridiplantae, Streptophyta, Magnoliopsida, Brassicales, Brassicaceae. The coding region runs from base 65 to 1603 and encodes 512 amino acids. The record is from RefSeq and is a predicted model, not a curated record. The transcript has 8 exons.